This is a messenger RNA of Cuculus canorus (common cuckoo), 2753 nucleotides long. RefSeq lists its product as uncharacterized. The record is from RefSeq and is a predicted model, not a curated record. Bases 1501 to 2286 code for a protein of 261 amino acids. The transcript is spliced from 7 exons. NCBI's taxonomy places the organism in Eukaryota, Metazoa, Chordata, Aves, Cuculiformes, Cuculidae.
AGACCUCUUGAGAAGUCACGAGCACUCGUGUUUCCACCUGUCUUCUCCUUCCCGACCCCUCUCAAGCGGAACAGAGCUCCCAAACUUCCAUCUCUCUUCUCCCGGUGAUUGAGAUGUCCUCACAAACCAGCUCAGAGGUGCAGAAGAGCAAGGGGAGACCUUAUCCACCGAUCUAAACCCCUAAGGAAGAUCAUUCCUAUCCUCCACGGUGGGAUCCGUCGGCCUCCAAUGGGAAGUCCUGAGAGUCAAAGCUCCAGAAGACCUCAUUGCAGAGGUGUCCAUGCGUAAUGCACAGGGAAGAGCCUGCUGUAUCCAACUUAAAUCUUCCCACUUCCAAUUUACAGCCAUCCCAUCACUCCAGGUCCUUGGAAAAAAGUCCCUUCCAUGCUUUCCCGGAGCUCCUUUUCCCUACCGGAAGCUGCUCUAAGGUUUCUCCUCAGCCUUCUCCUCUCCAGGCUGAGAAGAGAACCUCAACUCUCUCUCAGCUUGUCCUCCUACAGGAGGUUCUCCAGCUCUUGGAUCAUCUCCGUGGCCUCCUCUGGACUCGCUCCACCAUCUCCACAUCCUUUCUGCGCUGAGGACUCCAGAAUUGGACACAGAACUUCAGGUGAGGUCCCACCAGAGGAGCAGAAACCCUUCCUUCUCCCUACUGGGGACCCUCUUUGGAACGCAGCCCAGGACACGGUUGGUUUCUGGGCUAUGAGAACGCGUUGUCAGGUCCCACGGAUCUUCUCUACCACCACCACCACCCCAAGUUCUUCUCUUCAGGGCUUCACCCACUCCAUUCUCCACCCAUCCUGUGCUUCUGCUUGGGAUCGCCCUGACCUGGGGCGCAGGACCUUGCCUUUGGCCAUGCUGAACUUCAUGAGGUUCACAGUUCCCCACCUCUCCAACUUAUCCGGGUCUCUUUGGAUGCCAUCCCACCCUUCUGCUUUGACAACCCUUCUACUCACUUUGGAGUCAUCUGCCAAGGGUUUGGGGGCCUUUGGGGAGAAAAAAAACCACCUUAAAACCGGUUUGGACUUCAUUUUUUCGUUGCAUUUUUCCUUCGAGGUGAAAAGUUUUCCAAACCCUGCGGGAAUUCCUGAUGUCACCUCUGCUCUGGGUUGGUUGUUCUCACCACGGAGAUGCUCAGGGGGUUCCACAUGGGCUGAAAAUGAUGCAGGGACCAUAGGAUCCUCCUCGCACCCUUCGCCCUCAGUCCCAUUCGCAGCUUUAGCGUCAAGAGAACCACCACCACGUCCCGUUCUUGCUCAAAACCUCCUCUUCUCCACCGUUUUCCAAAGCUCCUUCAAAGCUUGAGAAGAUGAAGACCACCGGAAACGCUUCCAGGAGCUCUGGGACCUCAGAUGUCCUCUGCGACGUCCAAAUUAAGCUCCACCUUUUGGUUACCAGAAAAGAGGAACAUGGCAGGAAACACGAGUCGAAAAGGAAACCAAAAGUAAGAAGGGAAACGAGAAGGAGAGGAGAGAAAGAGCAGAAAGAACUUCACUCCUGCUGAUGUUCCUUCAGCUUCAGCCUCAAAAAUGCUUCUCCUCGGUGGACUUCACCUCCACGCCUGCCCCGCGGAGACAACUUGACCCACAAAGGACAAUGGAUCCUAAAGAAGUUUGGUCUUGGAGAGCCCAACGCUGCCUGUGGAGGAAGGUGGUGAGAAGGAGCUGGUGGGUCAAGGCAGCGCGUUGCCUUCUCCUCCUGAGCUGGUUGGCAGGCGCCGGUGGGACGGAGUUGAAGGCCUGCAGCUCUCCAGGUGAGUGUGAUUUUUCCCCACCAGCGCUCUUCCUAAACAUCUCCUCGGCUCAAGAAGGCGAUGAGGUUCUUGCCCGGUGCCUCGUUUUCUCCCGCUUCCCCAUCGCCCACAUCUUCUUCUGCAAGGAUGGAGUGGAGUUGGCGAACCACCCGGUGGGAAAAGGUCAAUUCGUCUCCGUGCUCUCUAUCCGGUUCUCCUCCAAGAGCAGCGGCGCUUAUUCCUGCGGAUACCGACGCCGGAGCAGCCUUGGACAGGUCAUGGUCUCCAGGUUGAGUAUCCCGUGGCACCUGGAGAUUGGAGGUGGGAAAGAUGACCUGAGGAACAGCACCGUUCCUGCCAGCCUGGAGCCGUCAGAUGAAGGGUUGGGCACCUCCCUUACCUUGGCCAUCGUCAUCUUCUCCUUCCUGGCUCUGGUUUUGGGCCUUCAGCUCCUCCUGGAGAUGGGUAAGAGACCCACCAGCCUCGUGAACCGUGUCAUUAAUUGGGAACUCCCUAAACUCAAGCAGUCGGAAAACGAGUCCCGCUGGUCAAGCUGAAGAACUUCAUGGCCAGGUAGAAGACCAUGGAUGGCCAGAAGGAAGAGAUAUCCAGGGUUCCUCGCAGUCGGAAUCACCGAAUCGUUGAGGUUGGAGAAGACCUCUCAGCCCAUCCAAUCCAACCAUCACCCCAACACCACCGUAGCUACAAAACCAUGACCCGAAGUGGCCACCUCUACACGUUCUUGGAAGGCCAUCAGGGAUGGUGACACCACCACCACUGCCCUGAACAGCUUCUUCCAGGGUUUGACAAUGCUUUCCAUGAAGGAACGUUCUCCGGGAUUCAAUCCAAACCUCUCCUGGUGCAACAACGUCCGGGGAGAAGGUGUCCACCACAUAUCUGACAGCGGUCCAGGAGGUGACUUUGACAUAGAAGGUGCUCAGAUUGACCAAGAGCGCUGUGUCCUUGGUGGACCUUCAUCUCACUUCAUCCCCAAAAGGCACUUUUGACCCCAAAUUUCGGCACA